Salvelinus namaycush (lake trout) is the source of this 1102-nucleotide messenger RNA. RefSeq names its product oocyte zinc finger protein XlCOF8.4-like. The transcript is spliced from 2 exons. Bases 33 to 911 code for a protein of 292 amino acids. Lineage: Eukaryota; Metazoa; Chordata; Actinopteri; Salmoniformes; Salmonidae. Gene Ontology annotation, cellular component: nucleus. The record is from RefSeq and is a predicted model, not a curated record.
CAGAGAGCAUUGACCUGCUGAGUGGACUAAAGAUGGGGGAGCAAGGUGGUUGGCAGGAGGAUAACAGAGAAGACUGGUCGGCCAUCUUGGAUUCCCAGACCCAGACGGGUGCCAAGGGCCCAGUGGAUGACAUCACUGAGCAGGCCCGGACCAGAGGCGACAUAGUGGAGGUCAGUGGAUGGGACAGCAUCUUCAACACUGGACUGGGGAACAACACUGUUUACCACAACCAGAAACAGACAGUCGAACACAAAACAACAACCGAACAUAGUCUUCAUGACAACAGACUGGCUGAGACCAGGGCGAGGCGUAGAUUUUGUCUGCGGGGACAGGGAGAUGUCGGUAUGCAGCGGGAGAGAACAGACACAGACUCCGCGAGUGAUUCUCCGUCCUGCUCCUAUAGUUGUGAUUCAGAGAGACUGACGGGGCCUCAGGUUAACCCCCUAACAGGUGCUGCCUUCAGCCUGCCUUCUAUAGGAUCUAUAAACUGGAACAUGGACCCUGCGACAACACAGACACUCCCUGGCCUUCGUCCUCCUCACACUCUCCUAAUGUUAAACCAGACCUCGGACAAUGCCAAAACACUAAAUGGCUACACAAGCCCAUUGACAAAUGAUGGUAAUAGAGACGGAAUCAGUAAAGGUGUCAGCACCAAAGAGAAGUGCUUCCCGUCUUCGUUCUGUGGGAAAGUCUUCAGUUUCCCCGAACAGGUGGAGCUCCACCAGAGAAUGCACACAGGGGGGAAACCUUUCGGCUGCCACCUGUGCCGGGUCAGUUUUUCAGACUCGUCCAACCUGAAGAGGCACCUGAGGGUCCACACAGGGGAGAAACCGUACAGCUGCCCCCAGUGUGAGAAGAGGUUCUCCCGCCAGCACAAUAUGAAGAUGCACCUGAAGGUCCAUACGGGAUAGAUGUCGUUCGCCUGUACGCACUGCAGGAAGAGGUUCUCAGAGAGGAGCUACCUGAGGACACAACAGAAAAUGCACACAGCGCAUGUAUAGUAAUAUGUACAGUGCCUUCAGAAGGUUUUCACACCCCUUGAUUUUUCCACAUUUUGUUGUUACAGCCUGUAUUUAAAAUUGAUUACAUUUAGAUUUUUUGG